CAGACUUCAGACAUCCCUUGGAUCUGUGAACGUCAACAUCUGUGUCGGAGUAUUAUCGUCCGUGACGGCAGACAAACAUUCAUAUUUCGUGUGUCGUUGGUCUUGACUCGACCACUUUACAGUAGCGGUGGAGCUUGGUCGGCAUACAAUUGUGCGGACGAUCAACAUUAAGCUGUCGAGCUUCUACAGUAGCGUCAGCUUAAUUGGGUACGGUACUGGGACUGGUAUUUGGGACCUUGUUUACCACCACCACGUCAACAACACAACAUUCCACCAUGGCAGCUGUUACACGUCAACCAUUUGCUCCCAUCGAGGGACCUCGCCUACAGAAUUUGACGAGCCUCAAGAACAGACAGAAUGCCGUCGCGAUAGCAUCACCAGUCAAGCGAAAGGCUUCCGACAUUGACACAGACGACUCGGAGAACGUUGAUCCGGUGCUCUUCUCUAAGCGAUCCAAGGGCUCGAGCUCCGACGGCUUUUACCCUGCCAAGGACUUCAUCAAGCCUGCCAGCUUUAUCCUCACCAAGUCUGCAUCUCUCAGCACCAUCACCGUCACCACCUCUCCUAAAGUCGCGACGCCUCGACCGCGAACCCUGCUCAAUCCCAAGUCGCCCGCUGCGAGGCUAAACACAGGCAUUGUCAAGUCUUCUCCUCUUUCCGCCCCUGCAGGUCGCUCGCCUACUCGUGGCAAGCGCGCUGGUCUUCUCUCCUCUCGCCGGCGUACGGCUGGGCCCUACACACGCGUCGACCCCCCUAGAUUCAGCCUCGGCUCCUUGUCCAGCUCCUCGGCCGCGCCGUUCUCCUUGGAUGCCGCCCUGAAGGGUACCAUUCCCAGCUACACAGGUCGCAAUGCAUCCCCCAAAGAAUCCUCUAGUCGGUCCUCUGGCCUCGACGAUCUUCAUGGUUCGAGCAACAAGUCAGACUGGUUCUUUGACAUCCAUGAAGACACUCCCGAACAGGAGAUGACCAACUUGCUCCAGCACAGCACCUGCGUCUUGGACAUCAGCUCAGACGAGGAGAGCGAAACCCGCCUUCUGAGGGAGCGCGCCGAGGGCAAGGAAAACGUGCCUCCUGUCGAUGACGUCUCCCAAACGUCGCGGCCGAGGACAGCCCGGGCGGUGGACGCCGACGAAAUGAUCUUCGAGAAGGAGCGCAAUCCUCUGGGUGAGAUGAAUGUCAGGGACUUCUACGCCGAGGGUUGCGACGAGUCAAGCAUCAUCAUCGUCCCCGGUGACGACGACGAGGAAGCCAAGACCGAGUACGAGUUCGCGCCGGACGCUCCCGCUGAGGAGCCUGCGAUAGCAAUGCCCGUGUCGGGAGAGCCGUCCCUGGUAGUAGCAGAAGAUGGUACCAAGACUCUCGACGAGUUGAUGCUGAAGACAGAAGAGUCGGCUCCGACGGCCGCCGUCCUGCAACCAAUUGAGGGCACUGGCGAGAGCUUCGAGGUCUGGGAAAGCGGCAGUGCCCAAGAUGAGACGGAGGCAGUUGUCGCUUGCUGACAUGUGGAAAUGAGAAUCAUGAUGGAUAUGAUGACGACGGAAUGUGGCUGACCUAAUAC
Truncatella angustata is the source of this 1558-nucleotide messenger RNA. RefSeq lists its product as uncharacterized. The transcript is spliced from 2 exons. NCBI's taxonomy places the organism in Eukaryota, Fungi, Ascomycota, Sordariomycetes, Amphisphaeriales, Sporocadaceae. The coding region runs from base 276 to 1499 and encodes 407 amino acids. The record is from RefSeq and is a predicted model, not a curated record.